Baudoinia panamericana UAMH 10762 is the source of this 3698-nucleotide messenger RNA. RefSeq lists its product as uncharacterized. Gene Ontology annotation, biological process: valyl-tRNA aminoacylation. Lineage: Eukaryota; Fungi; Ascomycota; Dothideomycetes; Mycosphaerellales; Teratosphaeriaceae. The record is from RefSeq and is a predicted model, not a curated record. Gene Ontology annotation, cellular component: cytosol. The transcript has 2 exons. Gene Ontology annotation, molecular function: ATP binding; valine-tRNA ligase activity; aminoacyl-tRNA deacylase activity. Bases 393 to 3503 code for a protein of 1036 amino acids.
AGACCGGGACUCUAUCAUUCCUCUAUCUAGACGUUUCAAUGCAAGCGCAAAGCCUCGAAGCUAUAUAACCAACCUUGUGCUGUAACUUGCUCGGGAUAAUCUCGUACAAGUCUUCCCAACUACACACUGCACCACACAAUUCGAGCCGCUUUAGGAAGGCACCGCUCGCGUGGGCAAGAUACUGCGCCGGGCGCUCUUCCGGCGCGAGUGGCUUCAGCAACUUCAACCCCAGGUCCAUAUCUGUAGCACUGCUUGGAGGACGUCUGACUCGUACUCCAUCAUGGCCGUCAACGCAGCCUCCCACAACAUCGCCGGCAUCAAGACCGGGCCCGUCUCCGGCCAACCCCCUCCCCCCUCAGACGACACUAAAGCCGCCAUCCUGGAAGCCGCGAAUGGCGAUCCCAAGGGUGAGAACGCGCCCGGCCAAGACGGCGGCGAUCGCGAUGGGGGCGCGAAGGAGAAAAGCGAGCGAGAAGCAGAAAGCGAUGGCCGCCGCCUCGCAGCCCAAGCAGCAGAAGGAGAAGAAGGCGCAGGAGAAGCUGCCGCCGUAUAAGGAGGACACGCCGAAGGGGGAGAAGAAGAUUCUGAAGCCGCUGGAUGAUGAGUAUCAUAAGGCGUAUAUACCGUCGGUGGUGGAGAGUGCGUGGUACGAUUGGUGGGAGAGGGAAGGGUUGUAUCUGCCGGACUUUGCGGAGGAUGGGAAUGUGAAGAAGGCGGGUCACUUUGUCAUUUCUAUACCUCCGCCUAAUGUUACCGGUGCGUUACAUAUUGGCCAUGCGUUGGCGACUUCGUUACAAGAUGCCAUGAUACGAUGGAACCGCAUGAAGGGUCUCACGGUGCUGUACGUGCCUGGCUGUGACCAUGCCGGUAUCUCCACGCAGAGCGUUGUCGAGAAUAUGCUGUAUAACCGGCGCAACGGCUUGACGAGGCAUGACCUCGGACGGGAGAAGUUUGUUGAGACGGUGUGGGAGUGGAAGGAAGAGUACCAUCAGAAGAUUAACAAAGUGCUGCGGAGGUUGGGUGGCUCGAUGGACUGGACGAGGGAAGGCUUCACGAUGAGCCCGACGCUUUCGGCAGCCGUGCGGCAGACGUUCGUGCAGCUGCAUGACGAAGGUCUCAUCUAUCGCGCGAACCGACUCGUCAACUGGUGCACCAAACUCACCACCGCCUUGUCAAACCUGGAAGUCGACCAAAAGGAACUCGAAGGCUCAACCAAACUCGACGUACCGGGCUACGACAAGAAGAUCGAAUUCGGCAGCAUCUGGAACUUCAAAUACCCCAUCGACGGCACCAACGAGACCAUCGAAGUCGCCACCACCCGGCCCGAAACCAUGCUCGGCGACUCCGGCGUCGCCGUCCACCCGUUCGACGAGCGCUACAAGCACCUCAUCGGCCGCAAAGUCCGUCAUCCCUUCGUCGACCGCCUCCUGCCCAUCUUCGGCGACGAGACGGUCGAGAAGGAUUUCGGUACGGGCGCCGUCAAGAUCACCCCCGCGCACGACUUCAACGAUUUCAAGCGCGGGAAGGAGCAUGAUCUCGAGUUCAUCAAUAUCCUCAAUGACGACGGAACCUUGAACUCCAACGCCGGACCCAUGUUCGAGGGGCAAAAGCGGUUUGACGUGAGGUAUACCGUUAUUGCUGAGCUGGAGAAAUUGGGGUUGUAUGUGGGCAAAGCCGAUAAUAAGAUGUCGAUCCCGCUUUGCUCGAAGUCGAAGGAUGUCAUUGAGCCCAUGCUGAAGCCGCAGUGGUGGAUGCAUAUGAAACCCUUGGCCGAGCCGGCGAUUGAGGUUGUGAAGUCCGGGCAGAUCAAAGUCCGCCCGCAGACGGCCGAGGCGACGUAUUAUCGCUGGAUGGAGACGAUCGACGAUUGGUGUUUGUCCCGGCAGUUAUGGUGGGGACAUCAGGUGCCGGCGUGGUAUGUUAAGGUUAAAGAUGGACCGGCGUAUGAUUCCGAACCGGAGUAUUGGGUCUGUGCGCAGACGGAGGAGGAGGCACGGGAGCGAGCGAGGAAGAAGUUUCCCGGCAAGGAGUUUGAGCUGGAGCGCGAUCCGGAUUGUUUGGAUACCUGGUUCUCUUCUGGACUCUGGCCGUUUUCCACGCUGGGAUGGCCGGAGAAGACGCAUGAUCUGGAGAAGUUGUAUCCGACGUCCGUGCUGGAGACGGGGUGGGAUAUCCUGUUCUUCUGGGUGGCGCGCAUGAUCAUGUUUGGGUUGAAGAUGACGGGGAAGGUGCCCUUUACAGAGGUGUACUGUCAUUCGUUGAUCCGCGACUCGGAAGGUCGAAAGAUGUCGAAGUCGCUGGGGAAUGUUAUUGAUCCGGUUGAUGUGAUGGAUGGAGUUACGUUGGAGCAGUUGAAUGAGAAGUUGAAGGUGGGCAAUCUUGCGCCGAAGGAGAUUGAGCGUGCUAUGAAGUGGCAGAAGUCGGCGUUUCCGGAUGGUAUUGAUGAGUGCGGCGCUGAUGCUCUGCGUUUCUCACUUAUUAACUACACCACCGGCGGCGGCGAUAUCAAUUUCGACGUCAAGGUUAUGCGCAGCUACCGCAACUUCUGCAACAAAAUCUACCAAGCGACCAAGUACGUGUUGGGGAGCUUACCGCCGGACUACUCGCCCCCAGCUCACGCCGGUAAGACGGGCAAGGAGUCCCUACCUGAGCGGUGGAUCCUGCACAAGCUUACUCACGCGGCGAAGGAGGUGAACGCGGCGCUUGCGACCAGAGAGUUCUCGAAAGCCACCCAGGCACUGUACGGCUAUUGGUUGUACGAGCUGUGCGAUGUCUUCAUCGAAAACAGUAAAUCCAUCAUCCGAGACGGCACGCCCGAGGCGUCAAAAAGCGCAGUCGACACGCUCUACACCGCCCUCGACGGCGGCCUGCGGAUGAUGCACCCCUUCAUGCCCUUCUUGACCGAAGAACUGUGGCAACGUCUGCCGCGCCGACAAGGCGACAAGACGAAGAGUAUCGUCAUCGCCGCUUACCCGGAGUACGACGCUAGUCUCGACGACGAAGAGAGCGAACGCGCUUACGAUGUCGUAUUGGGAUGCUCAAAGGGUAUCCGCUCGUUGCUGCAGGAAUACGGCAUCAAAGAGAACGGGCAAGCGUACAUUCAAGCCCUCAACUCCACCGCCCACUCCAUCGCUUCCGCCGAAGUGGCGUCGAUCAAAACCCUCUCCGGCAAAUACCUGACCACCGUCACCGUCCUCAACCAAUCCGACCCCAUCCCCGCGGGAAGCGCGGUAUAUCCCCUUGGCUCUGACGCGGCGGUUUUUAUCCAAUUGCAAGGCAAGAUUGACCCGGAUGCUGAGAUCAAGAAGUUGAAGGGGAAGAUGGAGGAGGCGGCGAGGGUGGUUAAGGAGCAAGAGCGGAUCUUGGCCGGGUUGGAAUUAGGUGCUAGUGGGGUGGCGGAGGAGGUGAGGAGGCGGGAGGAGGAGGGGUUGAGGGGGAAGGUGGCGGAGCAGAGGGCUUUUGAGGAGAGUGUUGCGCGGUUUGAGGAGAUGAAGUUGGGUUGAGUAGGUGUAGUUGCUGCUCCGCGCUUGGUGGGCGAAGGGCGCAUGAAGAGGUGAGGCUGGCUUAAGCGUUGGUGGCGAGGGAUGUGGAGAUGCUUUACCGCCGUUGCUGUCGGGAAUGUUGCAGUCUUCGAUGCGAGUGGCUAUGGCUGUUCCGGAUGUUGUUGCGCAACGAUAUGCAACCGCGACCGGAAUAGG